CUUACCUGGGAACAUCUACUCUGCUACAUAAGUUGUGAAAAUUCCAUCAAAUUGUUUAUACGCUUCCGCAGAAAAUAAUUUAUUUGUUUGCAACACUCGUUUGGUUGAGAUUUUCUGGUGUUGGAAACCAACCAGCCAGGCAAGUGUGCACUGAGGCCACAGGUAUUUUGCAGUUUAUCCAACAAAUUACUGCACGUUGUGUUUUUUAACCCUCCCCCCAACUGUGGGUACUUCAAAUCCCCAACCGAAAAACAGAAACAAGAAAAGUCAACAUGAUUUGAAUUGAAAAGAACACGAAUUUCUCUUGCCCUCCCUCUGGAAAAAAAAGAAAACAAACACUCGCUACAAUAUGAUUUCGUCAAACAAUUUGGAGCCGUUAACAACUCCACGGCAUUUGGAAAUGAGCGGCGAACAAAAAUUGCUGGCCUACAAACGUGUAGGUCAGGCUGUUAACAUGGCUGUAGAUCGUUUGGUGACAAUUGGUGAAAUCAUUGCUGAGGGUUUUCAGGAUAUCAAAGGUGAUAUGUUUGAUUGCUGCAAGGACGCCAGAGAUACGGGAAAAUCAAUCGAACAGCUAUGCAUUGCAGGCGACUUAAUUCACGAUAGUGCUGGCGUUGCCAAACCCUAUGUGGAUCAUACUGCCAUUGUGUUGGCCUCACGCUCGCUACUUACCUCAAUAACGCGAGUCCUUUUGCUGGUUGAUAUUAUCGUUGUGAAACAACUCUUCAGCUUCAAAUACAAGGAUAGCAAAUGUCCCCAAAAUCUUGAAUGUGUUAUGAACUUCACCAAAUUCGUGCAGGCCUUUUCCGCCUUUGGCACCGAAAUGGUCGAGAUGACAUAUCUAACGGGUAGUAAUGCAAAUUGUGCCAAAGAGGAGCGUAGACGUUCGGAAAUCUUAUCUGCCCGUCAGGUAUUGGAACAUUCGGUCAAGGUCUUAAUCACCUCUUCCAAGGUGUGUAUGGUCCAUUAUAACUGUGUAAUAGCUCGAGAGAAUCGCAAUACGGUAUUCUGCCAAAUACGCCGCGGAAUGGAUCACAUUCAUUUCAUUAUCAAGGACACCAUCAUCGAAUCGGAGUGGCAUUCGACGAAACAACAACAGCAGUAUUCCUACUACAACAACGAUGAUCGUGGCACCAUACAUGCCACCAUCCAGCACUUCACCUAUCUGAUGCAGUGUUGCCGCUACAAAAGCAAACACAGCGAUCCCUAUCUAAAUGCCAAAAUCAAUCAUCACAACUCGUACAGGAAGAAGUCAAUGGACAAACGUUGGCAACCCCUCGACAAUAAAACAAAAACGAAACUCUACGAUGCCACUGGCCUGCCCGAAGGGGAGCGUCUAUUGAAUGAAUGCUAUGGCCUGGAUGAGUACUCGCCGGGCAGUCCAAAAUACAAGACGUCAGUGGCGGCGUCAACGACGACAAUCAAUCAAUCCUGUGUUUGCGGCGACCUCAUUGAGAAAGUUUUAAUCUCAUUCGAUAGAAUUUUGGAGAACAUACACGACUUUACCGACUCGCCCUACACCAGCCAUGAGAUGCGAGAGAAUAUUUUAAUCUACUGUGACCACUGUACCCGAGAACUCAACAAGUACUUGCGAAAUGUCGUCAAGCAAGGUGGUGGUGGUGACCACCAGUACUCCAAGGAUCCAUAUCAAGAUGAAUAUAUAGACACCGUAUUGGCCGCAGUGAAAACUCUAUCCGAACAGCUGGUGAAUUCUGCUGCUGAACAAUCACGUGACAUGUUUCAUGCCUUGAAAAUGUCCACAGACUUGGUGAACUCCUUGAAUGUGGUCAUUUCACAACAGAAUUUGCCCCACUUUACACAGAAGGUCAAUGAGUUCCAUGAGCACUGCGAUCAUAUACUGGAUGUGUGCAAACUAUUGCGCCAUAUAGCGGUGCAGGAUGCCCUAAAAGAGCAGGCCAGCCAUGUCUCCAUAAACCUCAGGAUUUACGGGCCCCAGGUGAUAUUAGCUGCCAAAAUACUAACCAAGUUCCCCCUAAGCAAUGUGGCCAGUGAAAACUUUGAUGCAUUUGUGGAAAUGUGGACGUGGCUGGUGACCGAGGUGAACAUAGUCUCGAAAAAGAUCCUCGAGUCAAUGGCUGUUCUGAGUGAUCCAGAUUUAAAGUACCUGACUAUGGCAAAUGCCACUGCUUCGGAGGUAGUUAAGCCCGUUAAAAGUGUUAAUUUUCAAAAAGAUUUGCCCGAGGCCUGCAAGGAACUAGACCCGGAAUCGGAAAAUGUCAAAAGAGAUCUACAGCCACGCUGGAAUGAAGAAUUGUGUGACAAUGACAUCAUCAAAAGGGCCAAGAAUCUCUCGGCCAUGGCAUUUCUAAUGUAUCAGUUUACCAAAGGCAAUGGUUCGUUAAAAACAACCCAAGAUCUUUUCACGCAAGCUGAAUAUUUUGCUGAAGAAGCCAAUCGUCUAUAUAAAAUCCUACGACAAUUUUCCUAUCAGGUCCCGGCUAGUCCUCAUAAAAAGGAUCUGCUAAAUGUCCUGGAUCGUGUACCCACUUUUGUGCAAACAUUGCAAUUCACCGUCAAGGAUCAUACGGUGGGCCCAUCAGCAACCUAUGUCAAGGUGGAUCACGUUAUCAGGGAAACGAAAAACCUCAUGUGUGUUAUCAAUAGUGUUGUGACAAAGUGCCUAGAGUGUGCUACUAAGUACAACCUAGACUUUAAUAGUAUUACUGGCGGUCUGACAUCUUCAAAUCAGGAUGACUGCAGUGCUGGUGCCAUGGACUCAAAGGGGACCAGUAAUAGUUCUGACAUAACUGGGUGACAUUAUGGUAUGGCUCGAAGAGCCAAAGGAGAUACGCGUCGAACGCGAGUCUCUUUUCUACUUUUUUGAUUAUUAUUCACUGUCACAUUCAAAGCUACAAAAUACCAUCAGCAGCAGCAGCAACAGCAAAAGCAAAAAUUGCAGCGGCAGCAGCAUCAGCGUCAGCGUCAGCAGUAUUCCCUUAAUAGUAACAAAAAUAAUAUUGAAAUUCUUUUCUGUGUUUGCUAUAUUUUCGUAUACUUAAACAUUCGAUUUGAAUUUCAUUUGAAUAUGCCAAUGAAGCAAAAGAAGAGUUGUACUAUGUGUUGUUGUUGUUGUUCUUUGUCAGAGAAAUAUAUGAAUGUUACAGAA
This is a messenger RNA of Stomoxys calcitrans (stable fly), 3127 nucleotides long. RefSeq names its product alpha-catulin (gene alpha-Catr). The coding region runs from base 350 to 2776 and encodes 808 amino acids. The transcript is spliced from 7 exons. The record is from RefSeq and is a predicted model, not a curated record. Gene Ontology annotation, biological process: cell adhesion; Rho protein signal transduction. Lineage: Eukaryota; Metazoa; Arthropoda; Insecta; Diptera; Muscidae. Gene Ontology annotation, molecular function: cadherin binding; actin filament binding.